Molecule: messenger RNA, 411 nt
Organism: Colletotrichum graminicola M1.001
Lineage: Eukaryota; Fungi; Ascomycota; Sordariomycetes; Glomerellales; Glomerellaceae
Exons: 2
Coding region: 1-411 (136 amino acids)
Source: RefSeq, a predicted model, not a curated record
AUGAGAUUCGCGUCCAUCCUCGCCACGGUCGCCGCCGUCGCCUCGGCCGGCGUCUCCGCCGCCCCCCUCGAGCCUCGCGCCUCGACCUUCAUCGAGGUUCCGCUGCCGUCCCCCCUGAACUGGAUGGCCGGCAGGUCGCUCUUCCCGAGCCAGGUCAUCGCCUCGUACAACGCCGACAUCGGCGACUACACCUCCGAGACCUGGGCCGCCCACGUGUUGGAAAAGUGCAAGACCUUCACGGCCUGCACCUCCAGCAUGACUUUCUCGGGCAUCAACAGCGGCAGCACAGGCGGCCGUUACUGGUUCGGUUAUGUCUACAGAGGCGGUGCCACGACGGUGGACGACUACGAGCGCGACGAUGCGGCGGAGGACGGCAUUGCGGACUCGGUAGCGUACACCAUCACUGCCUAG